Messenger RNA from Carassius auratus (goldfish), 1815 nucleotides. RefSeq names its product neoverrucotoxin subunit alpha-like. Lineage: Eukaryota; Metazoa; Chordata; Actinopteri; Cypriniformes; Cyprinidae. The transcript is spliced from 4 exons. The record is from RefSeq and is a predicted model, not a curated record. Bases 55 to 1815 code for a protein of 586 amino acids.
GGUUCUUCUCCAUUCACUUUUAUUCCAACAGGUCUCUUCAUUAACUUCUCUAAGAUGGCAUCACUCUUGAUGUACCUAAAGCAGCAGAACUACAUCUACAUAUGUGCAUGUCUUUGUCUGGCAUAUCUUGCUGUGGUAAAUGCAGAGGUAAAUACAUUCCCUCAUCUCAGCUCAGAUGGAAUGUUACAACCCAAAGCUGAUGAGAUUGGGAGUUCAACUGCAGAAAUUCUGAGAGGAGCCAGACGAAUUUUAAAGGCUCGAGCUGUGCCAUCAGCAUCAGUGAAAGUAGCAGCCCUAGGAAGACCUCUGUUUCCUGGUACACUGUAUGACUACCGCAGCGAUUCCUUCAUUCCAGGUGUUACUCUGUGGGAUAAGAAAUUGCUGAGUGAAAAUCUGAACAGUCGUCCAAAGUCCCAUACAAAUCUGGAUUUCAGCAGCACUGAUUCUAUUUCUAGUAAGUCCAGUCUCCUGGAUGUAAGCGCCUCUCUGAAGGCCAGUUUCUUGGGGGGGCUUGUGGAGGUGGGAGGAUCUGGCAGGUUCCUGCAGGACACCAAAUCCUCAAACCAACAGUCCAGAGUUACAAUGUUUUACAGUGAAACCUCAAGAUAUGAAGAGCUCACUAUGAGCCAUCUGAGCAAGUUCACCCACCCUGAGGUGUUUGAGCAGAAAACUGCUACUCAUGUGGUCAUUGCUGUGCUGUACGGUGCUCAGGCAUCCAUGGUGUUUGAUUGCACACUAUCAGAAGAGGAAAACAAGCAGCAGAUAGAGGGAAACCUAAAUGUCAUGGUAAACAACAUCCCUAAAUUAUCUGGUGAGGGAAAUGCAGCUUUUAAAAUCACUGAAUAUGAUAAUAACAUGGCUGAGAAGAUCACCUGCAGAUUUUACGGUGAUGUCCGCCUUGAGCAGAACCCCACCACAUACAUGGAGGCCCUUCAGACAUACAAGCAGCUCCCCGCUCUGCUGAAGGAUCCACAGAAUGCAGUCCCAAUAAAAGUCUGGCUCUAUCCUCUUCAUCUUCUGAAUGCAACAGCAGCUCGGGUAGAGAGAGAAAUCAGUGCAAGUGUGGCAACAAGUAUUGAAGCUAUAAUUGAGGAGUUGAGAGAGGCAGAGAGGACAUUUAAUAACCUGUCAGGACACACAUUGGUUAAUAGUUUCAGAGACAUUAGAGAGAGGCUGCACUCUUUUCAGGACUCAUUUAGCAUGUACAAGGCAAUGCUACAGAAAGCAGUUGGAAGGGUCUUGUCUGCUGUUCGAGGAGGAGAGAUGGAGGAGAAGUCUCUGGAAGACAUCCUGAAGAUCCACAGGAGCUCUCCAUUCAGUGCUGACAAGCUGAACCAGUGGUUAAGUGAUGCAAAGUAUGAACUUAACAUCUUGAGUUCUGCCACCAAGUCACUGGAAGGGGUCCGAAUUGAAGACUCAAAUGGUCUCAACAGCAUCCUUGUUAAUCCUAAUUUCCUUGGAGUGUUGUGCUUUACCUUCACAUCGCUGAAGUAUGAAGAUCCGUAUCUUUCAGCCCUGAAGGAGUAUGUGACAACUGACCGGUUUAAAGAGCUAGAUGGGGAGCACAGCAUGUAUCCAGUGGGAUCUAUCAGCAAGUGGUUUAAAGAUUCAGAUCUCGUGGCAAAGAUUCAAUUUAACGCCAAUCUCUUCAAAGGCAUAAAAAAGCCGUUUGAAGGACAGAAAGUCCUUUUCAUUAUUUCUGCCAUCUCUGAUGCCUCCAACCCUGGCUCCUCCAUCUAUCGGUAUGAACAUGGGCAACUGAAUGACAAACAGAUUCAGGUUGGUUUCAGAAUGCUUGCAGGAUUGGGGAAUUGA